Messenger RNA from Drosophila ficusphila, 2802 nucleotides. RefSeq lists its product as uncharacterized. The record is from RefSeq and is a predicted model, not a curated record. Bases 1 to 2802 code for a protein of 933 amino acids. The transcript has a single exon. Gene Ontology annotation, biological process: DNA integration. NCBI's taxonomy places the organism in Eukaryota, Metazoa, Arthropoda, Insecta, Diptera, Drosophilidae. Gene Ontology annotation, molecular function: nucleic acid binding.
AUGUAUCGGUGUGUUCGCGUGGCUGAACCCGAUAGCUACUUCCAAUGUAUUCUUUGGCGUGACUCACUGGACCAGGAGGUGCAGGUAUUCAAGCUGGAUACCGUGACUUAUGGAACCAAGCCUGCAGCCUUUUUAUCCCUUCGAACGAUGCAUCAAUUGGCGAGUGAUGAGAAGAGUUCAUUUCCAAUCGGCUCCAAAACCAUCUUGCGAGACUUCUACGUUGACGAUUUGAUCACAGGAGGAAAAUCAGCACAGGAGGUCCUCGAAGUCAUGUCUCAAACCACCAACUUGCUGUCACGAGGUGGUUUCAAACUCCGGAAAUGGUGUUCCAACGACCGCGAUGUCCUUGAUCAGAUUGCUGACUCGGAAAAGGAAACAUUCCUGAAGUUCGACGAUGGCAGCGACUUUACCAAGGCACUGGGUCUUGCUUGGGACCCUGCAGCGGAUGUGUUUCGUUUCUCUUUUUCUCCCAUACAGGUCUCUCCAAAGCCUUGUAAACGACUGGUGCUGUCCACAAUUGCUCGGAUUUACGAUCCUCUUGGUCUCAUUGGUCCUGUAGUUGCCAAGGCCAAAAUCUUCCAGCAACAAGUCUGGAGAGAAAAGUUGGAGUGGGAUGAGAGCUUUCCUGAGGCACUCAACUCAUCGUGGCUGAAGUUGUCAUCCGACAUGAGUCGUACCCAGCAAAUGAAGUUUCCUCGACGUGCGCUGCAUCCAAAUGGUGCUAUUGAGAUUCACGGAUUCUGUGACGCCAGCAUCGACGCCUACGGUGGAUGCAUUUAUCUCGUUUCAAUAGCUGAGGGCAAGCGAGAAGUGCAUCUGUUUUGUUCAAAGUCUCGUGUAGCACCUUUGAAGACUCUCACAGUUCCUAAAUUGGAGCUGUGCGCUGCCGUGUUACUGGCCCAGCUGAUGCGGGACGUACGCAACAUGGAUCUCUUCGAUUGCCCGUUUUAUUGCUGGUCGGAUUCCGCUGUAGCUUUAUCAUGGAUAAGCGAUGAACCUUCACGUUUCCAAAUAUUUAUUGCUAAUCGAAUUUCUUUAAUUCAAGAGCUAUCCAGUGGCAUGAAUUGGCGCUAUGUACCGACUGACUGCAAUCCAGCCGACAUCUUGUCAAGAGGUGCUUCCCCGACUGAGCUUCUGGAAUCUGCCCUUUGGUUCAGAGGCCCAGCGUUUCUUCUCAAGAAUCAGCACGAUUGGCCUGAAUCUUGUUUGCCUGUGAAGACUCUGCCCGAGCUCAGAAAGCGCAUUUUGGUUGGCGUCGCUACCGAAUUGGAUCUGACUUUAAAAUGCAAGUUUUUGAAUUCCUGGCAAAAGAUGACCCACACCUUUGGAUAUGUAUACAAAUUUGCACACCGUAUAAGACGUCCUGGUCUUGCCGUCGAAGAUGUCAAAAUGGGCACUCAGAUGCUCAUCAGAUGUAUCCAGAUAAGCAACCUGGCUGAUGACUACUGGAGAGUGCAUUCUAAGCAGCAAAUUUCAUCAUCCAGCCCGUUGUCCUCUCUUUUGCCAUUCAUCGAUAGCUUCGGUCUGAUGCGAGUUGGUGGCCGUCUACAGAAUUCGUCCUUGGAUUACAAUGCGCAGCAUCCUGUCAUACUGCCACGCAAGCAUCCAGUUACACGUGCCAUUAUACUGGACUUGCAUCGGAGGAACUUGCAUUCUGGUCCACGAGCUCUGCUCGCUCACAUGCGCCUUCAGUUUUGGCCGAUAGGUGGCCGGAAAACAGUGUCAGCUGCAACUUCAAAAUGCGUCAUAUGCUUUCGUGCCAAGCCACAGCUUUCUCAACACAUAAUGGCUGACUUGCCCAAGGAUCGCGUAAACGCUACGUCUACGUUCAUGGUUAUUGGUCUGGACUUCUGCGGUCCAUUUUAUUACAAAACCGGAGUUCGAAGCAAGGUGCCUGUGAAAACAUACGUCUGCGUCUUCAUCUGUUUCGCGACGAAAGCGAUCCAUCUGGAGCUUGUCCAGGAUCUUUCGACACAAGCAUUUUUGGGAGCACUGAAGCGGUUUAUUCUUACCAGAGGCAAACCUGUCCGAAUAUGGUCGGAUAAUGCCACGAACUUCGUUGGAGCCAAGAACGAGCUAGCUGAGCUGAAGAAUCUGUUCUUAUCGAGCCCCCACAUUCGAGCGAUUGAAGAAUUCUGCCUGGAAGAUUCGAUUGAGUGGCGUUUUAUUCCCCCUCGUUCACCUCACUUUGGAGGUCUCUGGGAGGCUGCAGUAAAAACGGCCAAAUUUCAUUUCUACCGUUCUGUUGGCCCAUCGUUAUUAUCGUUCGAUGCAUUGCGUACUCUCGUUUGCCACAUUGCGGCGAUUGUAAACUCACGACCUUUACUUCCUCUUUCAGAGAAUCCGGCAGAUCUUGAGGCGCUAACUCCUGCACACUUUCUUGGCACAGUUCCUCUGGUGUUGUACUCAGAGCCUGACGUCACAAAGCUGAACUUCAACCGCUUGGACCGCUGGCAGAGAAUUUCCUACUUCCAACAAAUUUUCUGGUCACGGUGGCGUGAAGAGUACUUGACCCUGUUACAGCAACGGUCAAAGUGGCGCACUCCCAAACCUGCGCUGCAAAUCAACGAUGUCGUCUUGGUCCAGAAUGAGAAUUUGCCUCCGCUUAAGUGGCCAUUAGCCAGAGUCAUGGAAUUGGUGCCUGGAUCCGAUGGAGUUGCUCGGGUGGCAGUGAUACGAACUUCAACUGGAGUCACUCGAAGAGCUGUCCGCAAACUGUGCGUGCUGCCGAAGCAGGAUCUGGUUGAAAGCCUUGGUCUUCCAACGGAGGGAGAAUGUUCGGUCAUGCCGCAAACUAAAUAA